AUGCCUAAUGUUUGGUUCAUGCAUCGCCGUGCAAUACGACCAGCGGUCCUUCCAUUUCGAUUUAAACAAUCUGCACAACCUCCUCGAAAGAAAUAUAUACCCGUGAUCAAAUUAAUUAAAUUAUUUGCUGCUAUUCUCGUACCUUUAAUGAUUGGUGCUUUUACAGUAGUAACGACUCUACAAGACUCGAAAAGCGCACGCUAUCAACGAGAGGCUGAUUUGACACGAAUGGAACGUCAAGGACAACUACAAGAAGAAGUUGAAAAACGUCAACGCCUCGCAGAUUUAGAGAAACUCCACGAACAACAAGAUUAUAAUGAUCGAGCAGCAAAAGAAGCACGCAUGCAAAAUAUCUAUGAUGCAUAUAUGCGCGAUUUAACAAACAUCGUUCUCAAACCGAAUACCAAUCUGACAGUUCCUGAACUUCUGUUUGUUCGAUCAAGAACAUCGUCAAUUUUAGAUCAGAUAGACGUAAAACGAAAAUGGUAUUUGAUUAAAUUUCUUUAUGAUAGUGAAUUGUUGUAUGCCAAAGAUUCCGGAUAUCGAUUUGUUGAUUUGGGUGGCAGCGAUUUAUCCAACGUAAGAUUUGGUAGUAGCGAGAAAUUUGAACGAAAAAUCAAUCUGGGAAAGAUUCGACUUAGUAAUGUGGUUUUGGUCAAUGCUUCAUUCCAUAAUGUCAUUUUGAGACAUGCUGUAUUUGAUUACAGUGAUUUGAAUGAUUCGACUUUCCAGGCGACUGCAUUUUUUGGUAUGAGUUUUUUUCGAGCUACGUUGGAAAAUUGCAAGUUUUAUCUAAAUCAACUACAGAAUACUUCAUUCGUCAGAUCUUAUCUGAGAGGAACAAUCUGGUCAUUCGAACAAGUAGAGCACGCAUGGUCAGUAAUUCAUGUAGAUUAUUCUGAUAC
Molecule: messenger RNA, 905 nt
Organism: Rotaria sp. Silwood2
Lineage: Eukaryota; Metazoa; Rotifera; Eurotatoria; Philodinida; Philodinidae
Source: the annotation of a GenBank genome assembly